Molecule: messenger RNA, 929 nt
Organism: Seminavis robusta
Lineage: Eukaryota; Bacillariophyta; Bacillariophyceae; Naviculales; Naviculaceae
Source: the annotation of a GenBank genome assembly
CGUGGACAACUCCGCCGUGGCGUGGACAACGUGGAUGUGGUUUUUAGAGCCGUUUCGAUCGUGUCCGAACAGAUCGAGCUUGUUUGGCAAAUCCCCGAAAGAGCUCAUAACAAAGCAGCUCAAUUGUCGCCUUCACAAGAACACUGUCGUCUUUACUAGCGUAUCUCCUGUCUUUGCCAUCCACCAUGAUGUCUACGAACAAUAAUGGUACUGCCAGAUCCAAUAAUAAAAAGCAGAAACUGAACCCUGCUCUUCUCUCCGUUUUGGACCACAAAGAAAUCUGGAUCGGCCACAUCCUUCCAUUUCUGGGCAUGGGACAGUAUGCCUACAUUGGAGCUGUCAACAAGGAGUUCAAUCAUCUCUACAAGGAGUAUUGUGAUUCUGUCAAGAAUCCUCCUUUGGUGAUGGGCAACUAUCACACUCUUGGCCGGGACAACCCAAAACCUGUUACAAGCACAGAUACUCUAUACUCUGUUGCAUUCUACAAUGUGGCAUGUGCUACAUACUGGAGUAGUACCAGUGCCACUUUGAGAGGCCAACCCAGUCUUGGCAAUGUUUGCCAAGCAGUGGCCAAAGUUGGAAGUCUUAGAGUUCUCCAAUGGGCCCGCCAGAAAUCAUAUCCAUGGGAUGAAAGAACAUGCAGGAGAGCUGCUGAAGGUGGUCAUUUGGAACUUUUGAAAUGGGCUCGUGAGAAUGGAUGUCCAUGGGAUCAAAUAACAUGCUCUUCAGCUGCUGGAGGUGGUCAUUUGGAACUUUUGAAAUGGGCUCAUGAGAAUGGGUGUCCAUGGAAUGAAUGGACAUGCUUGGCCGCUGCUCGACAUGGACAUUUGGAACUUUUGAAAUGGGCUCGUGAGAACGGUGCCAUGGAAUGUGGACAUGCUUGCCGCUGCUCGACAUGGACAUUUGGAACUUUUGAAAUGGGCUCGUGA